AUGGUCGGUGAUGAAGCUGCUGAGUUACGUUCUAUGUUGCAAAUGUCAUAUCCGAUGGAAAAUGGGAUUAUAAAGAUAUGGGAGGAUAUGAAACAUUUAUGGGAUUAUACUUUUUACGAGAAAUUGAAAGUGGAUCCAAAAGAAUGUAAGAUUCUGUUAACAGAACCUCCGAUGAAUCCAUUAGAUAAUCGGCGUGAAAUGGUAAAAACGAUGUUUGAAAAUUACGGAUUUCAAGGUGUCCAUGUUGAAAUUCAAGCUGUAUUAACUCUUUAUGCUCAAGGACUUAUGAGCGGUGUUGUGAUUGAUUCUGGUGAUGGAGUGACUCAUAUAGUUCCAAUUUUUGAUGGUUAUGCUCUUCCACAUCAAGUUCGUAGAUUAGAUGUAGCAGGAAGAGAUGUAACAAAAUAUCUAAUAAAAUUGCUUUUAUUGAGAGGUUACGCUUUCAAUAGAACUGCCGAUUUUGAAACAGUGAGACAAAUAAAAGAAAAACUUUGUUAUGUAAGAGUGAUUAAAGUUGGGUCUGAAAGGUUCGAAGCACCAGAAUGCAUGUUUCAACCACAUUUAGUAGACGUUGAAAAACCUGGUGUUGCAGAAAUGCUUUUCGAGUCAAUACAAGACUCGCCUGUUGAUGUUAGAUCCGAGUUAUAUAAACAUAUAGUAUUAUCGGGAGGUUCUUCAAUGUAUCCUGGUCUACCAAGUAGACUUGAAAAAGAGCUUAAACAAAUAUAUUUACAAAGAAUAUCAGAUGAUCCACCAAGGCGUAAACAUAUGGUAUUUCUUGGCGGUGCCGUAUUAGCUAACAUUAUGAAAGAUAAAGAAUCUUGGUGGAUUACCAAACAAGAAUGGGAAGAAGAAGUUGCAGUAAGAACUGUUCCACAUGCAAAAUUGCAACAAGUCGCAGGAUUCUCUAAGUCACAACGUUCACCAUUAGCCACACAUGUGGGUGGC
Entrophospora sp. SA101 is the source of this 948-nucleotide messenger RNA. The record is from the annotation of a GenBank genome assembly. Lineage: Eukaryota; Fungi; Glomeromycota; Glomeromycetes; Entrophosporales; Entrophosporaceae.